AAUCUAAGAAAAAAGAAAAAUCACGUCUUCUAGAUGUACUCGUUUUUUAAUUUUAUGUGUAUGAAUAUUUUGCCUACACGUAUGUAUGUACACCACAUGCGUGCCUGGUGCACGAGGAGGCACCAUCCCUGUUGCUGUUGAGAUGGAGCAGCCCACUAAUCCUACUAACGACCAAGCCAAAGAGGAAGAUAAUGCUGUGUGUCUUUGUCCAGCAAAACCCUCCCCCAGUUAUAUCAAUCUUCAAGCAAAUUCCCCGCCGGCCACUUUCUUGAACAUCCAGACAACAAAGCUGCCUUCAGGAGCUGGCCAGAAGCCCAAAGAAUGCCUAGGACUCCUAGAAUGUAUGUAUGCCAACCUCCAGCUUCAGACUCAGCUUGCCCAACAACAGAUGGCUAUUUUAGAAAACUUGCAAGCAUCUCUAUCACAACUGGGCCCUGGGAGGGAAAGCAACAAUGGUUCUCUACCAGCGUUGUGUUGCAAACUGUUGUUUAAUCACCUGCCCCAAUUCCAUAAAUGAACUGUGGAACAAA
Messenger RNA from Mesocricetus auratus (golden hamster), 530 nucleotides. It is a transcript of the gene Tsacc, whose product is annotated as TSSK6 activating cochaperone. The record is from RefSeq and is a predicted model, not a curated record. The coding region runs from base 86 to 517 and encodes 143 amino acids. Lineage: Eukaryota; Metazoa; Chordata; Mammalia; Rodentia; Cricetidae. Gene Ontology annotation, cellular component: cytoplasm. The transcript has 4 exons. Gene Ontology annotation, molecular function: protein-folding chaperone binding.